UAUGAAUAAAAGCAAUAAUUAAAAAGUAACAACUGCCGUGGUGUCGAACAGUUUAGUCUUGCUGGUGAUGAGUGUUCGCAAAAAGAAGCUCCGCACCUUCCAGCUCUGCUUAAUCUCCAUGUGCGUUUCGGAUUUGUUGUUCUCCCUCUGCUUGCACCCCAUGUCCAUCGCCACUGCGCUCGGCUACGAUGCAAAAAGAAUAUUCAAUCAUUCUGGUUGCAUGUUCUUCGGAAUCAUGGCCUUAUUUUUUGGAACUUACGACAUGGUUGCUCACAGUCUCAUCGCCGUGCUUCGUUACAUGAAUCUUUGUCGUCUGUCUGGAGAGAGCCUCUCGAAGCGCUCACUUGCCUCCCUGCUGGUGGCCUGCGUGCUCUAUUCCAUGGUGUGGAGCAUCGGCCCUGCAUUUGACUUUGGAAGAUACGAAACUUUCGAAGUGGGUUGCACGAUUGCCUUUUCGGAUCAAACAUUGUCUGGCAGAAUAUUUGUGAAUUGUGCCUUCAUAUUCGUGUUCUUUCUACCUCUAGCAGUCACCGUUUACAGUUACAUCGCUAUCAUACUGGAAGCUGGGAGACAGAGGAAAGUUUUGGAGAAGUUGGGACACGUGUCUUCGUCAGGAAGCAAUCGACUGGUUGUGGAGCUCAAGCUAGUGCGGCUGACUUCAGUUAUAGCCACAGCAUACGUCAUCGCUUGGUUCCCCUACGCUAUCGUGUGCUUGUACGAGGCUUACGGCAAUCCGGAUUUGGUUCCGAAGAUUUACCGAAUUCUAUCCGCUUUGUUCUGCAAAACAGCCGCUGCCACCAAUCCAGUCAUCUACUUGUUCAUGUCGAAAGGUUUUCGGCGAGAAGUAGCCGAGAUGUUCAGUAUGCUGUUCAAGUACAAGAGGAGGGGCGCCUUCACGUCCUUUCUGUACAACUCGUCCCAGAAGUCUUCGAGCUUCCGUUCUCCUUCCGAGAUCUCCCUCCGUUCGUCGUGGCUCAGCCGAGUGCGGAGUGGCAGCUCCAGAAUCAGGAGGAAGGUCCACAGCAACAACUCCUCCACCAGCGAGACGCCUCACGUCACAGAAAGUCACGUUUGAUGAGCAAUAAUGACGGAAUCAACUCUGUCAGAGAGCGUUUUGGAUUUCUUUCUUUCUGGGUUCUUA
This is a messenger RNA of Argiope bruennichi, 1141 nucleotides long. RefSeq names its product opsin-5-like. Bases 68 to 1075 code for a protein of 335 amino acids. Gene Ontology annotation, biological process: G protein-coupled receptor signaling pathway. Gene Ontology annotation, cellular component: membrane. The transcript is spliced from 7 exons. NCBI's taxonomy places the organism in Eukaryota, Metazoa, Arthropoda, Arachnida, Araneae, Araneidae. The record is from RefSeq and is a predicted model, not a curated record. Gene Ontology annotation, molecular function: G protein-coupled receptor activity.